Arabidopsis thaliana (thale cress) is the source of this 933-nucleotide messenger RNA. Its product is annotated as B3 domain protein. Gene Ontology annotation, cellular component: nucleus. The record is from RefSeq and is marked reviewed. Gene Ontology annotation, molecular function: DNA binding. Bases 1 to 933 code for a protein of 310 amino acids. The transcript is spliced from 3 exons. NCBI's taxonomy places the organism in Eukaryota, Viridiplantae, Streptophyta, Magnoliopsida, Brassicales, Brassicaceae.
AUGACUCUCUCCGACGACCCUAUAUCUCCAUCGACUCAAGAAUCAUCAAAUUCUUCUUACGUGCGAUCCAAGGAAGCGGAGAAGAAUAGUCCGAGCCAAGAAACAGAUGAAGAAGUCUUGAAGGGAUAUGAAUCGUACAGGGAAAACCCAAGUAACUACGACAAUGAUAAUAUCCUUAUAUACACAGACACGUUCAAUCUUUAUGAUGACAUGUUCGAAGGUUCUCUUGAUUCUACAAGGAACUUUGGUGCACAAAAAGAUCCUAAUGUGCUCGUGAUGCAAAGGCUGUUACACAACUCCGGAAGUCUAAUUGGUGUUGACAUGGAACAAGAUGGCAUAGAUUUAGCUACAUUGUUCGCUGAUUCUACUGAAGAUUCGAAGCUUCCUUAUGUUAUCUAUGAGGGUUUAGAAAUGCAGGGUGAAGGAUAUGGCACAAACACUCGUGGCCCUUUCGAAAACAAGAUUGAUAUUGGUUCUUUUGGAAAGAGUGGGUCGGUGAUGAACGUAGAAAGAGAGAAAGAAAAGAUUGUGAUGAUCCCUACCCCAAGAUUUGGCAACGCAACACCACAAUGGACCAUAAAGAAGAAACUGAGCUCGUACGAUAUUAGGCCUCGUUGUGGCAGACUUAUUCUGCAAAGUAGCUCCUUUAAUGAGCACAUUGGAAGACAUUUACCUAAAGACCAAAUGAUAAAAAUUAAUGUCGGAGUCAAUGUUAACGUAUAUGACUACGACACGGGCACAUUGCAUGAGCUGCGUCUGGAAUAUCAGAGGCAAUAUGGUCUAGCGCAUGGCUGGCAAGAAGAUUUUGUCCGCAGGAGACACUUGAAGCAAAAAGACGAGAUUGGACUCUUAUGGGAUUUUUCUUCUUCUAGGCUUCAAUUUGGCGUCAUUUCUAGGAACACGGGACCCGGACUCUGGGAGACCAAAGACUAA